AUUCCAAAGGGAAAGAGACUGAUCGUAGUUUGAAUCGCGGAGUAAUCGAAAUUGUUUCAAUUAAUUAAUUUGUGAUGAUAGUACAUUAAUAGUCUUACCUCGUACAUUCUAUGGGUGUAGAUGUUGGUAUUGGUUACUGCUGGUUACUCUCAGUUUUAAAGUGUGGUAACAGUAUUGAGUGAGGAUGUGUGUAGUUUAUGUUGACACCUGUUAUGUUUAAAUUAUUAAUAUUGAUGUGCUUUCGUGUGAAUAUUGCCAUGUAUUGAAAACAAAAUGGAGGAUCUCCUUCUGCAAAUCGUUAAAGAAGCUUCCAGUACCAAGCUGUCAGUUCUUCGAAAGUCGGCGCAGGAAGCCCAUGAUUUUCUAGAGGCGCAGCAGGGCCUGUUACGUGACCCAGCACAUGACUUGAGAGCAAAAUGUCUGCAUGCCUUGCAGCUUGCGUUGGAGACAAAGCGAAGCAAGUUUGUGGCAUAUGGUCUCUCUGGCCUUCAUAAACUUGUUCGAGAUGACCGUUUCCAGUCCAACUUUGAGCCAGAAGACGAUUCCCUGUGGCUUCCGUCACAGCUGUUGCAUGCCAUGGGUUCCAUUCUUACCCAGUCAGAUGACACACAAGUUGAUAUGCUGAAGGUGCUUCUAAACGUGGCAUGCAGCAACUACUGGACUAUGAAUGGGAGAAUUAUCAUACAGAUAUUGACUGUAUGUAGCGAAGCACAUGAGACUGGCAACCAGGCUGUUCGUACAGCUGCUCAGGCAGCCACCAGUCAGACUCUCAGGUCUUUCUGCAACUUCCUCGAGGAAGAAUCACAGGAACUGGAUAAGAGUUUGAAGCAGACUGGUGCCAACUGUGAUGGAGGUUCUGGUGUGUCAUGUUUCAAUGAGGUGAUUCCCAUCCUGCAGUUCAUCUGUAGCAAAAUGGACGAGGCACAGGCUGUGGGGAGAUGUGGUAACAGUGUAGUGUUCCUGCUGGAGUGUCUGCACACACUUGUCUCCAGCCUACCUCAACAGAUUCAUAACAAUCACCACUUCACGGCUUUCCUGUGGCAGAAAUUCUGUCCUGCUCUGAUAGCUUUCCUUGGCUCGCCUCGUGUGGACAAGCACAUUGUGUCACGAGGUCAGGCUGGAACUCGGGAGGGAGCAGAAGUGCAGGGUCGUGGGUCUGGCUGCCUUGCUACAGCCCCCAGCUUCAACAGCUCAGAGGCAAAGACGGUGUACAGUAUUGGCACACAGUUGGUGCGUCUUGUUGGGUGUGUCGGUUCCCUGAGGCCUGUCUUGGAGUCUGUGUUCCAUCGCAUGCUAUUGUAUCCACCACCUCAGCAUCGCCUUGAGGCUCUGAAGUCACUACGAGAGUUACUGCGAAGCCCAAGCCGCAUUGUGGAUUUUGCUGGUCCAAUUCUGGUGGAGGAUGACAAGGGAUCCCAACAGCAGAGUGAUAUGGCACUUAUGAGGCUAGUGAUGGAUUCUAUUGAGGAGUGCAGCAAAUGUGUAGAUUCAGCUGUAUGCAGUGCCAGCGUGGCAUGUAUUGUUGCUAUGUUGGGCUCACUGGAGGAGCUCUGUACUGGAAAAGGGAUUACUCACACCUACAUGGAUCGUAUCAAUGGCAUGUACACGCAGCUGGACCAGUGCGACUACCAAGGUCCAUUAACUUACCAGUCCUUGCUUCGACUUCCAAAACCAUAUCGAGACUGCAUUGAGCGUGAAUUGUUGGCUUCCCAGACUGGUGUGAGUGUAGGAGGAGAGGGGUGUGAUGAAAGCGACAGCAGCAGCGGUAUUGAACAGGGGGAUGAGCCCCCACAUGUGCUCCGACCCCUGUCACAGUGCAGUGAUGGCAGUAAUGCUAGUUCAGGGUCAGGAGACACAGAGGGCCCAGAAGAAGGUUUUACCAGUGAUCAUGUGCAGGUGGAUGAAAUGAUGGAGCAGGCUGAACGCCAACGAGAACAACAAGAGGCACUGAGGUUAGAGAAACUGCCCCGUACGCUGCACCAUGGAGAUGACAUGGCUGUUCACCAGGUUGGUGAAGAAUAUAUUGAUGUGGAGAGACACAAUGCGCGCCGGUUUGUUCAGACACUUCAGAAUUUUGUGCCAUCACUACUGACACUGCGCAGCUCCAUUGAAGUUGAUGAGGCUGUCCAGGAGUUCUCAGCAAAGUACUGCCAAGGCCUGUUUUCCCAGCAGCAGAUUUCACCAAACAAUACUAGCAGUACACACAAUCUCACUCUUAUAACCAUUAUCAAUGCUGACGGAAUUUACUUGGCCUCAUAUUCAGCAUUACUUCUGAACCUGAAACUUAUCAAACAGGGCUACUACCAAGAUCAACAUAUGAAACCAGUUCCAAUGACAGAGGAGCAGUUCGUAGAGGGUGUGCAUGGCAGUGGGGUGCUGGUCUACCUUUCUGACACUUGGUUGUCAGAGCUCUACCAAAACAUCCUUGCUUCAAGCCUACUUGAGAAGUGUGGCUACAGUACUAACACCAGCAAUAACUACGCCCUCAUUAACCUUCUCACAGAUCUGGAUGGUCUGGGAAGCUGUCAGCAGGGUGGCCAACUUCUGUCUGAUUGUCAGCGACUAGAGAGGGCUGCCACACAUGUUGAUACAAGCCCAGAAGUAGAUGCAGGUGUGAAGCUGUCUCGUCGUGUCUUGAGCUGCUGCUGGGACUCAAUGCUUUCGGUUCUCUCGGCUGGCCUAGGUGACCUCAGAGGUCAGCUGGGUGUCACAUCUAGCUUGGCACUGUUGCUAGGGUCAGAAGUUGCUCGAGAGGAACAUCGCAGGGCAAGGGAAAGUAUUGUGGCGAGUCUUGAAGGUCUUCAGAAGGCUGCCCGCCUCAGCAAUAUUCUAGGAUUGCAGAAUCGAUGCGGUAGUGUGUUCUCCCUGCUUGCGGCAGCAGCCUGUCCAGAUCACAGUACUGGUGGUAGAGGGGAGUCCCCUGGUAGACGCAGAUUGGGACGACCUCGUGGCAUGCUCAAGUUGCUGCAGAAACAACACAGGCUCCACACUUCGCAUGCUCUCAGUAUGGAUGUCCUGUUGGGCCGAGGACUGGAGCUUGGUAGCCACAGCCCAGAUUGUUGGACCCAUGUGUUUAGAUGUUGUGUUUAUGUUAGCAAAUUGGAGCAUGGCUUCUUUAGCCAGUCACAAAACAGGAAUUUGGGUCCAAAACUGGCUAUAAAGCAGUCAGCUUCAAACAGCGAUAAAAAUUUAAAUAUGGAAAGACCAAGUUUCUUAGCCCAGGAUGAUGAGGAGACCUGUGUUGAUGUGUACAGCUUCUUGGCAGCUCCCAGUGCGCCUGUGGCAAGUUCUGGAAACAUCACAGAUCUGAUUCAGGAGAGCAAUGCAGAUAUCACAUCACAGGGGGUGUUGAGUUAUCAGUAUGCAGCUAGGGUGAGCUGUGUACUGUCACAGCAAGUUGAUAGGCUCUUUGAUGAUGCUGCGCUGAAGUUGAAUCUGAAAGCCCAGACUAGUUUCCUAGCAGCACUGGUUGCAGCAUCACAGGUGCAGUUGUUCUCUACACUUUCGCAGCAUGCAGGAUCUUCUGGUACUCCUGGAUCAGGGAAGCUGUGGUGGCCACGACGAGCUCAGUCCCCCAGAGGCAGUACUGGAUCUCUGUCAGGAGACUUCCAGUUGCUGCUGUUACAUCGGGUUGGUGAUGUGAUGCUGAAAACUGUUCGCAGUGGUCGUCCUCUUAUUCAUGUGAUGAGAGCUUGGUCAGUUGUUGGACCUCACCUCAUGGAGGCGGCUUGCCACAAGGAGCGUGCAGUCUCGAAGAAGGCGGUGGCCUGUAUUCAUGAUACAGUUACAGCGGUGCUAAAUGAGCAGGCAGAGUUGCCCCACUUUCACUUCAAUGAGGCAUUGUUCAAACCAUUUGAAAACCUGCUCUGCUUGGAACUAUGUGAUGUUGAUGUACAGGACCAGAUUAUAAGCUGCAUCUGCGAAUUUGUUGAAGCAAAUAGAACAGAAAUUCGAUCUGGCUGGCGGCCCUUAUUUGGAGCACUGCGUGUUGUGAAGCUGUCAAGCAGUCAUUCUCAAGAUGAAACCAGCAGUAGCCAUUUACAUGCUUUACUGGAUGUCUUUGAGGUGUUCCUAGAUACAGACAAUCUACUUGUGUUCUCCAAUGCUGCUGUUGACUGUAUCCUAUGCUUGCUAAAGCAUGUUCGUGGCCCCAGCGAACUUGAAGAUGUGCCUCCUGGCGGCAGUGAACCCUCUGGCUGUGACGGCUCUGAUUCAGACCCAUCACUGGAACUGUGCAUAGCCGCGCUGAAGUUCCUCACUCGCUGUUCUGGUAUCCUUGCUUCUAUGUACAGCAUGCCAGCCUGUCCCAUGUUUCACACAGCUCAUAGGAUUCAGCUGAAUAACUGCCCGCAGCAAGUGGAUGCCGUGCUGCCAAACAUGGAAGUGGUUCGAUUUGAUGGCGAUGACGAGGACUUUGAGACAAAUGAUGUAAUGUAUAGACCAUUGUGGCCUUUGCCAACUGAUAUGUAUUCAUUGGAUGCCUUGGACCAGCCCAGUGGUGUCUUACGUGUGUGGUUCUUGUUGUUGGAGGGAUUGGCUAGUGCUACUGUGACGUGUCCUCACAAGUUCCAACCCCACACUCUCGACACGCUGUUUCAGCUCCUUAGAGAUCUCAUACAUGUGCCAGGUCCGGAGUUUGCCUUAUACUGCGUCAACCACCUGUUGCUGCCUAUGGUACAAAACUGGCUACGCAAAACUAGCCGCAUCUUCCGUGGUUGGGACAACUUUGCGCCCAACUUUAAGCAGUGCUGUGGUCUCACUACCGACCUUGUAGUAGACUUUCUCACCCAGUUGCAGCAAGGCGCAAAAUCUCCCAGCAUGCCUCAGGCCACACUGAUGUUGAAACAGCUGAUGUUAGUAAUGGUGGAGUGUGUUGUGCAGCCAACAGAAAGCAUUGCAAGGCUGGGCUGUGCUUGUAUAAGACAUGUGAUCCUGAGUGCAGGCCCAGUUCUAACCUCAGACCAGUGGCACAUCGUCUGUCUUACUCUGCACAGAGCGUGUUCUGUGUCCUUACACUCACUGCAGCAGCUGAUGGUAGCAUUCCGCUCUGGCUCUCACAGCUUCUAUGGUGAUGUGGGUCAGGUGAAAGUUGCAGCACGCAGGGACUGUACAGCAAGGGAGAGUGAUCGUCUCAAACAACUGGCACAGCAGGUAUUCUUACUUGAAGGACAGCGCGAUGUGUCAGGGGGGCACUGCUCCCAUUCUGGCAGUGUUGGAGAUGGUGGAGUGACAUCAGUUGGGAGUUCAGUUGGAGAAGAGAGGAGCUAUAUAUUCCUGCUCUACCCUCCAGACCUGAGCCAUACACUGAACCCUGACCUGUUCAUAGUGAGGGUGCCAUUCCGCAACCUGGUAGUGGGUCUCCUGGCCCACCAGAUGCUGCUGCAGACCGUGGGCAGUGUGUUGCUGCAAGGAACAGCCCACGUUAUACCCAGCUUAGCUAAUGUGCUGCUUCAGAGCCCAGCAUGUGCCCCUCUUGACAACUCUGGGGAGGAACAGCAGAAGCUGUCGGGCCUCAUGCGCUUCAUGUCACCGCUGCACAUAGAGACACUUCUCUCCUGCCUUGAUCUCUCUUAUGAACGUGCCAUAGCCUUUGACUCACGACCAGGUCUCAAGUUUCUGGUGCAGAGAGUAGCAGAACUGGAGCGAGCGGCCAACCUUUAUCGUCAGGCUGGUGCAGCAUGGACUAUCAAGGUGGUGACGUUGUUUGAUUUAUGUCUUCAUGAAGUUGGCCGCAGUGGUGCCACGCUGGAUAAAGUGAAGAGGAUCUUGGAAGAUGAAUCUGCUGGAAAUACGAAGGAUGGUAACGCAGAUAACAAGCCAGACUCAGGUGAAAAAAAUAUGAAUGAUUCAGGGACAGUCAACUCAAUCAAAUUUGCACUUCAUGAAGGGAUUAUGCGAAGCCAUGAAUCUCCAAUUAGCAGUAGUUGUAAUGAGUAUGGAGACAUGGCUACAUUCCUGUAUCGCCUGCGGGCAAGUUUUGACCAGUUGUGUGAGACUUACGUUGAUGUAAUUCUCGAUAAAGAUGGACAGCAUUCUGCAGUUGAUCGUAUUGCUGACCAACCCAUCUUUUUCCUUAUCGCCCAACCUAAUGACUUCCCAGAGAUUCGACGUAAGGAAUCUCUCCCCCGUGCCUCUGUUACAUCCACCACCACUAAUAUCUCUUCAGAGGAGAAGAAAGAACUUCCACCCAUGAUGGAAACCCGCAGUUCACAUGGUAAUAUUGCCUUGUGUCAGGAUGCAUUGGAAGGUGAGAAAUCGAAUGUAAAUUCAGGGGAUCCUACUUGUGAAGCCAUACAAGAUGAUCUUAGAAGUGAUGGAAAUAUAUCUGUAAUGACGGAGAGAGAAUUGCCUGUUGAUUCAGGUGACGAAGAUGUUUUUGAAGAGCCAACAGAAAUGAAAGAUGAUAAAACAUCUGCUCGCCCAUUUGUCUUGGCGGAUUUUGCCCGAGAGCCUCUCUAUUCAACAAGUGAUAGUGAAACAGACAUGAGGGUCGAGAAUGCACCAGAAAAAGAUCAUUCUGGUGAUGAUGGUGAUGUAAAGGAAGAUGCCGUUUACAACGUGGCAGGUGAGAAGGAUGUAGCUAGUUUAAUGGGGGAAUACAAGAAGCGUAAGCAGACGAGAUCAAUGCCACUGAGGAAGAAUCCGUUCUGUUCGUCUAGAAUGGAUUCUCCUCCAUUGGGCCCCCCACUUCCAAGUCAGCCAGUGCCACCUGAGAUUGAGCAGCAGCGGCGCAACAGCUUAUACAGGGACAGUGAAGCUCACCGCAAAGUCUGGGCUGAAAUGCUUGGGUCAGUGUUUGACCUUCUUGCCCAGCUGGAUGACCUGCACUUCCGAACUCUUCUUCCUGUUCUGUUCCAUGGCGUUCGUCGACUAACAGCACACGCCACUGACCCAGGGCUAAAGCAGGCUGUUGCAGAAUUGUUUCACAGGGUUGCUAUGAUGUAUGGGUUCAGUCCUGAGUAAUAUAUACUUGCAUGUUCCUGUCAGUUUGUUUGUUGCUUAAGUUUCAUUGUUUCAAGUUGAGACAGUGUGAUAACUAUUGUCAGAAUUAUGUUCUUGUUACUCAUACUGAAUGAAAAAUAUUACCCUUGUUAUAUGUUUAUGAUGAUAUGUUUUUAAUGGUAUAGAGUUUCCUACCAUCAUUAAGAGCAUAUCAUAUUAUGUAACAGAACUUACUCUGAUUACAGACUGGACUAGUUUGUGGUGGAGCAAUUGGGAAUUAUUGGAAGUACAAUGAUUGACCUUUUGGACAUUACCCAUCAUCCUGUUCUUAUUUAAAACAAUGUUUCAGAGAUUGGACUGUGCCUUCUUAGUUGGGCCUAAUCAGUAGCACUAGUCAGAGAUGGAGAUAGAGUUCCAUCUCCAAAAUAUUAUUUUAAAUAUAAAUUAGAUGAUGGGUAAUGUUCAAAAUGUGAAUCAUUAUAUUACUAUACUGUCAUCACAAACUUUUAGAUUUUAAUUAUUGGAAGGUUCACAUAAUGAUUAAGGUACUGGGGUUAAUUAAUGCAGAAAGAGUUUAUAUGUGUGUGCACAUCUCUUGAUAGCACUAGAAAGAACAUCAGAAGCAUUGCAGUUAGCCAAAUUUGAUUUCUGAUUAAAUUAAGUUUACUUAAAUUAAAGGCCCAAUCUCCUAUCCAAUGGUUAUCAGGGGCUCCUUCCCUGGGGAUAAAGUGGCUGGGGCGUGAAACUGACCAUUCAUCUGAAUCUGGUGCCAAGGUUAAUAUAUACAGGGUUAUACCUUGGUUCUCCCUCAUGUCUUGGUACUUAAUUAAGCACAGGGACAGCUUUGUCCUAUUAAUUUAAAUUCAAAGUGUCUAUUCUUAAUUAAAUUGCAGCUUGUUAAUUUCAAAUUGGUAUUGCUGUAAAAAAGUACCAAGAUGUUUAAAGAGUGUGGCAUGGAAUAGAGACUUGAAUUUUCAAAAGCUGUUAUCAGCUGCUACUGAUAACUAUGCCAUUAGGGAGAACUUUGUCCUAUUAAUUUAAAUUCAAAGUUUCCAUUCUUAAUUAAAUUGCAGCCCCCAGCUUCUAACGGGCUGAAGUCCUUCAAACUAAGCCUUAAAGCUGAUUCUAAUGCCCAAGUAUUCACAUAAUGUCUAAGCAGUCCCUUCUCUUUAUAUAAAAAAUCUUAUCCAGAAAGCUGUAACUUGAAGGUUCCCAGCAUGGUUCCGUGUGUCCUCUAGCUCUUUUGCUCCACAAGUCAGAAGCCUGUACAUUGCUGGCAGAAUUUAAUAGCCAUUUCUGAUAUCGUAUUCAGUCAACUUAUUCAUUUAUGUUACUGGAGCCAAUUAAGGGCUUGUCCAGUUACAGUCAGUUACAUUUUAACAACUAUUUUACAAGAUGUUAUAGUCAAGUGGCCGGUCACGGUAGCCGAGCGAUCUAAGGCAUGCACUGUCUUCGCUCGCUCGGAAGC
Molecule: messenger RNA, 8410 nt
Organism: Cryptotermes secundus
Lineage: Eukaryota; Metazoa; Arthropoda; Insecta; Blattodea; Kalotermitidae
Product: brefeldin A-inhibited guanine nucleotide-exchange protein 3
Exons: 31
Coding region: 274-6963 (2229 amino acids)
Biological process (GO): regulation of ARF protein signal transduction
Molecular function (GO): guanyl-nucleotide exchange factor activity
Source: RefSeq, a predicted model, not a curated record